GCUCUCCAAGGAAAGCUGAGCUGCUGAUGCAGACUGGGAAGCAAGAGCCCACUUCCAGCAGCCCAGGCUAGCUGUGUCCAAAUCCAUGACUGGGGAGGGGUUAGAGCCUUGAGGGACAAAAUUAUUCUACCGGCUGCUGAUGGCCCUAGGGAGGCUGCACUGGCCCAACAGCUAGGCCCCGUCUCAUGGGCCUGCUUCCCCAGGAGAGAAGCCACUCCUAGGUAGGUACUGCCCCACCCAAACCCAGCCAUUUGGAGUGACCCAGCCCUGGUUCCCAGGUGUGUGGAAGUGAAUUGUCCCACCCAACCCACUCUACAGUGAGCAAACAGAAGCCUCUGGGAGAGUGGUCACAGCCUCCCCUGUACGUCUGAACAGCCUGCCAGGCUCCCUACUCUUAGGCCUCCACUGUCCACCAGGGAAAGCCCUGAGCUGGGAGUUGGGGAACCCCCAGGCAUUGCCCCUGCCCAGGACACAAUUCUCUUUUGGGGUCAGGGAGGGAGGGCUGUGAGGGCUUUCUAGGUCUCAAGAUCAGGAGCUUGAAGAUGCAGCCUGGGAAGUGGGAAGGUGAGACCAGGACAUAGGCCAGCCUAAAGCAAGAGUCCUGGGCCUGGAGGCUCCUGGGAAGGUGGUGGGGAGGGAGUAUGUGUCAGUGGCCUCAGGGCAGCAGCUGCCUGGUGAAUGUUCAUGGAGUGGAUGCUCUGGGAAGGGGGUUGGGUGGUGAGUUUCUCCCCUCGAAUCUGGGGGUGGAGCUGCCUGGUCUGUAAAUCCUGGGGCCAUCAGGCUAGGGUCCUGCAGCUGCCUGAAGGAGCCAUCUCAUCCACAGCUCUUCCUCAGUGAGUGGGGAGCCUUCCCUAAGGGCUAGGACACCUGGAUCAAGUUUCAUCCUGGGUGUAUGGUGUGCGGCUCCUCUUCCCCAUUCCCAAGCGCCUCCACCCCUGAACCAUGCCAGAGAAGUCCCCUUUUCCUCUCCUCUCCUCAACAGCUCUACCAUCUAUUCUUGUGCUUGCUGCCCCUGGCAUGGGAGGGAUAAGGGGUAGAAGCACUUGCCCCCAUCAACACCACACAUCCAUUCCACAUCCCCAGCUACUAUGGAAGAGAUACAGCAGGCCACAGAGAAAAGGGCGGAAGGCUUGCCACUCUGGUUCCCUAGCACUGGUGCUCCAAACGCCCGUACAUUGAGAACUCCCCUGACCAUCCAUCUAUCCGCCCAUCCAUUGGCCUGAAUUCAGGUCUCUGUUCCCCUCCAACUUUCUUCCACUUCUGGAAACUCCUUGAAGGAAAGAUGGAUGGGCUUGGACAAGUGGGAGGGCCCUCAGAGCUGGCAAGGCGGGUAGCCUCUGUGCCCCCAGGCUCAGGGAGAAGGCUCAUACCCUGGGGCAUCGUCCCCUAUUGGGCCAGGAUCCCCCAGGAUCUGAACCCCUGUAUGCUUGGGAUGAGAAGCGGUGGCAGAGAGGGAAGGGCAUAAGGAGAUACCAAAGCUGCCCCUGAGAUGCCAGUUUUCCAAGGUGGCCCUGGAGGAAAUGGGGGGAUGUGGGGGUGAGGUAAGUCUCCUUGAAUGCUGUACCCUGUCCAGUAGAGCAGCCAUGGCCAGCUCCAGGCGAGGCCUCCUCCUGCUCCUGCUGCUGCUGCUGCUGACUGCCCACCCUGGACCCUCAGAGGCUCAGCACUGGUCCCAUGGCUGGUACCCUGGAGGAAAGUGAGCCCGCUCAGCCCAGGAUCCCCAGAAUGCCUUUAGUCCCCCAGUUGGGUCAGGCAGCCCAGCCCAGACUGCCCAUGGCCUCCCAAGUGAUGCCCUGGCUCCCCUGGAAGACAGCAUGCCCUGGGAGGGCAGGACCGCAGUCUGGUGGUCCCUUCGCAGGAAGCGACACCUGGCAGGAACACUGCUGACCGCAGCCCGAGAGCCCCGCCCCGCCCCGCCCCGCCGUCCUCCAAUAAAGUGUGAGGUUCUCCGAAGCUGUUGCCUCGAGUUCUGUCCUUCGUCUCCUCCCUGUCUUCCCCGCUGAGACCCUUCCCUGCGUGGGGGCUGGAGGGACGCGGGUCCGGCCCCGCGGGCGGGAGGAACGAAGGGAUGGCCCCGAGCCCU
Molecule: messenger RNA, 2083 nt
Organism: Symphalangus syndactylus (siamang)
Lineage: Eukaryota; Metazoa; Chordata; Mammalia; Primates; Hylobatidae
Product: progonadoliberin-2
Biological process (GO): reproductive process; multicellular organism development
Cellular component (GO): extracellular region
Molecular function (GO): gonadotropin-releasing hormone receptor binding; gonadotropin hormone-releasing hormone activity
Source: RefSeq, a predicted model, not a curated record